AUGUAUUUGCGGUAUCCGUUAGCAAGUAUCUGGCACAAGGGAUCAAUCGUCAAUCAAAAGCAAGGUGAGAGUGUAACUGUUGCAGCUAUUUUAGCAUCAACGAAGGACACGCAGCCGCUGCCGCAAACAUUUCGCCCGAAGGCCGACGGCACAAAGCGUGCGCCGCGUAUCGCUCGCCACGCGCCCUGCGAUUUCCUGUUCGACGGCUAUCCGCUUACAUCACUGCUCUCUGUAGCCCGGCUUAGGAGCACCCAGGGGACGCCCUGUUGCUCAGUUGGCCCGAAUUGUUACUACGAUCGUCGCGUUUUCAGAGUAUCUCAUUUCUGUUGGGCGUCCGUGUGCCUGAAGGCUUGGAGUCCCGACCGGCUCGCGUCGAUGUGGACAAUC
Iphiclides podalirius (scarce swallowtail) is the source of this 387-nucleotide messenger RNA. Lineage: Eukaryota; Metazoa; Arthropoda; Insecta; Lepidoptera; Papilionidae. The record is from the annotation of a GenBank genome assembly.